This is a messenger RNA of Engraulis encrasicolus (European anchovy), 2996 nucleotides long. RefSeq names its product integrator complex subunit 13 (gene ints13). The record is from RefSeq and is a predicted model, not a curated record. Gene Ontology annotation, biological process: regulation of mitotic cell cycle; centrosome localization. Bases 306 to 2429 code for a protein of 707 amino acids. The transcript has 17 exons. Lineage: Eukaryota; Metazoa; Chordata; Actinopteri; Clupeiformes; Engraulidae. Gene Ontology annotation, cellular component: integrator complex.
CCAACAAAGACAUCCUCCGCUCCGUACACAGAAAUCCAGCCUAGUGUGAGAAAAGUAGUUAGACAGACAUGAACCUGUGUUUAAGAUAACAUUUCAUUGUACCCAUCACUUCUAUUUUAGUGCACAGGAAGGUUGCCGUAUGUCUGUGCCAAAUAGUCGAAAACUGCACAAUAAAAGGAUUUAGAACGUGUUUCCAACGACCAAGCGAAAUGGCUAGCUUUGCAAGCUAGCCCAGUGGUUGGUUAGCUGAAGCUAACCGUGGUCUAUGAAGCAUCUUCUCCUCCCUUGCAACAAAAACCGCUGCAAUGAUCAGCUGCAUGGGCACCGGGAUCAACAUGUUCGGCGUCUCCCACAAGACGGUGUUUGUGGUUGACCACUGCCCUUACAUGGCAGAGUCCAGCCGGCAGCAGGUGGAAUGUGACAUCCUCACCAAGAGCCGAGCGCAGGGCAUGAUCCCCCUGGCUCCAAUCUCCAAAUCCCUGUGGACCUGUGCAGUGGAGUGUUCUAUGGAGUACUGCCGCAUUCUCUAUGAUGUGUAUCCCUCUGGAAAGCUAGUGAACUACAUCGUGAGUGACUCUGAAUUCCACGGACUGAACAGCUGGAGACAAGAAGACCAGAGCACCCAAGAGCUGAUGACGUCACUGGCUGGCAUCGGGCCCCCUAACCCCCAGGAGGACCCCGAGUGCUGCAGCAUCCUCCAUGGUCUGGUGGCCGCCGUGGAGUCCCUCUGCAGCAUCACCGAGUACCAGCACGAGGCUCGCAAGGCUAUGAUGGAGACGGCCGACAGGGUGGCUAACAGAGGUCGCAUCAUAUGCCUGACCAACGCCAAGAGUGAUACACAUGUGCGUAUGUUGGAGGAUUGUGUGCUCGAGACGAUACAGGAACAGAACAAGCUGGCAGCUGGAUCUGACAGACUGAUGCCCAUCCAACAGUGUGAGCUGGUGCUGGUCCACGUGUACCCUCAAGGGGACGACAUCUUAGUCUCAGACCGGGCCAAGAAGGAGAUUUCUAACGUGUUGAUCAGUGAGGUGCACAGUGUUCGGGCUGGAAGGCACCUGGCCUCCAAACUCAACAUGCUUGUUCAACACCACUUUGACUUGGCCUCCACCACCAUCACAAACAUCCCCAUGAAGGAGGAGCAGCACGCCAACACGUCAGCAAAUUACGACGUGGAGCUCCUACACCACAGAGACGCGCACAUGGAGUUCUUCAAGAGCGGUGACCUGCACAUGGCUGGCAGCACCAGCAGGGACAGUGGCCUCAAGGAGACGGUGACUCUGAAGUGGUGCACUCCUCGCACCAACAGUGUAGAGUUGCAUUACUGCACGGGUGCCUAUCGGAUAUCGCCAGUGGAUGUGAACAGUCGUCCCUCGUCCUGCCUAACUAACUUCCUGCUGAACGGUCGCUCGGUCCUUCUGGAGCAGCCCCGCAAGUCGGGGUCAAAGGUCAUCAGCCACAUGCUGAGUUGCCACGGCGGCGAGAUCUUCCUGCACGUGCUCAACAGCACGCGCUCCACGCUGGAGGAUCCUCCGUCCAUCAGCGAGGGCUGCGGCGGCCGCGUCACGGACUACCGCAUCAAGGACUUUGGCGAGUUCAUGAGGGAGAACCGCCUGACGCCCUUCCCAGAGUCCUCGGGGAGGGACAGCUCCGGAAAGUUCCCAUCGGACAGGUCGAAGGGCCAGCUGGAGCGGCACACUCGCUACUGGCCCAUGAUCAUCUCCCAGACCACCAUCUUCAACAUGCAGGCCGUGGUUCCCCUGGCCAAUCUCAUAGUGAAGGAGUCGUUAACGGAGGAGGACGUGCUGACCUGCCAGAAGACCGUCUACAACCUGGUGGACAUGGAGAGGAAGAAUGACCCACUGCCCAUCUCCACUGUAGGCUCACGGGGCAAAGGGCCCAAAAGGGACGAGCAGUACCGCAUCAUGUGGAACGAGCUGGAGACCCUGGUGAAGGCCCACGUCAACACCAGCGAGGGCCACCAGCGCGUCCUGGAGUGCAUCAGCGCCUGCCGCAGCAAGCCGGCCGAGGAGGAGGAGAGGAAGAAGCGAGGGAGGAAGAGGGAGGACAAGGAGGAGAAGGCGGAGAAGAACGGCAAGGAGGACGACAAGUCCUGGCAGGAUUCGGAAAGACUGAAGCCAGUGGAGAAGGAGGAGGCACCGGAGUCUGAGAUCAUCAAGGACUCCCCCGACUCCCCAGAGCCCCUCAACAAGAAACCCCGCCUGACCGAGGAGGUGCCAGUGCCAGAGAAGGCUAAAGGGCCAGUGUCGCUGCUCUCCAUGUGGACGAGUAGGAUCACAGCAGUCAACUCCAGGAAGCACCAAGAGUUCGCCGGAAGAAUCUCCUCUGUCAAUAACAAAGCGGAGCUGUAUCAGCAUCUGAAGGAUGAAAAUGGAAUGGAUACACAUGAGAAUGGCAAAGCCACUAGAUGAUGGGCGCAAGCUCAGCGGAAGUCUCUCCACAUCUCCAACACCACUCGAGGAAAUUAUGCCACAGCUCUAAGGAUGUGAUGUCACAAUGAACGUCACAUCAGGAGUGACGUGGGAAGUCUGGCACCCCUGUAUGCUUCACAAAGACUUUUAAGGGUAUGAGGGGGGGGGAAAAGAGUCUUGCAACAAGGCAUUUUUUAUGGUCUCACUUGGUCAUUGUCUUUUUUAACCCAUGUUUGUACACGUGAGAUUUCUGAGAAAGUAUAAACAUUAUUUAGCUGUUUCUUUGUUGUUGUUUUUUUGUUUUUUUUUUCAGAUUAUCUUUACACCUCUCAAUAGAGUUGAAUGAGCAUCUGUCAAACAUGAAAUACAUAAAAUACUUUGUCAAUGAAAAUAGCAUUUGAACUUUUUAUUCUCGCACAUAAGGGGAAAUUAUUAGGAUGGUGUGUGUAAAAAAUACAUGGAACCAAAUAAUGUAACAAAUCCAGUCUGUAUCAUACUGUGAAAAUGCACAAUUCACACAGAUAUGCCCACUCAACGUUUAUAUUAAAUUGCUAUGUUUUCAAUGUG